AUGACUCCCCUCGCCCGGCCGCUGCUCGUGGCCGCUCUGCUGUGCACGGCACAAGCUGAGAGCACCGCGAAGCCCAUCUCGCUGCAGCCCACCCAGUACUGGGACGGCAACGAUGGGCCUUGGUCCACCUUCGCUUUCACCAUUGGCACUCCCGCCCAAACUCUGCACCUGCUGCCAGCUACCGGCCAGUCCGCACUAUGGCCCAUUCUCCCCGAAGGCUGCCUCAACGACGACCGCCCCACGGACACCUGCCAGGAUGCUCGCGGCUCCGUCUUUCUCAUCAACGAAUCCUCCACCUGGGUCGAGGAAGGAAUAUACAGCUUGUCGACGCUCUGGGUUGAGCAGUCCCUGGGCGUCGGUCAAGAUGCCCGCGGUCACUAUGGCUUCGACACCGUAGGCCUGAGCUGGCCGUCGUUUGGACUGCCUUCGCUGGACAACCAGGUGGUGGGAGGCAUUGCCGACAAGACCAUCUACGAAGGCACCUUUCCUCUGAGUCCGCGCCCCGUCAACUUCACCGACUUGAACAACCCGCAUGCCACCGUCUUGCAGACGCUGGUCAACCAGUCCAUGAUCCCGAGCACAUCCUGGUCCUACACCGCUGGCUCUUACAACAGAGUCCCCAAGGUCUACGGCAGUCUGACCCUGGGUGGAAAAGACACCGCCCGCUACGAGCCCAACGACAUCACCAUCCCCUUCGGCUCAGACAUCUCCCGAGACCUGCUCUGUGCCGUCCAAUCCGUCACGACCAACAUCAGCUCGACGCCACUUCUUUCCACCCCCAACUAUUGGUUCAUCGACUCACUGGUCGCCUCGAUGUGGUUUCCCGAGGAUGAUUGUACUGCUUUUGAAGAUGCAUUUGGCAUCACGUGGGACGAAGAUUAUUCCAUCUAUCUCAUCAACGACACCCAGCACGAGAAACUCGUGGAUGAGAAGGCUGCCAUAACAAUCACCAUUGGCGCCAACACGACGGCGACCGACACCGUCGAUAUUGUCCUGCCGUAUGAGAGUAUGGCUCUGAACGCCUCGUGGCCCGUCUAUCCAAACGCCACUCGCUACUUCCCAUUGAAGCGCGCUGUCAACGACACGCAGUACACUCUCGGCCGCGCAUUCUUGCAGAAUGCCUACGUCAUCGCAAACUAUGAUCACUCGACCUUUUCCGUCCACCAGGCAUUGUUUCCCGAAUCUUCCAGCACGCAGAACAUCGUCCCGAUCGAGGAUGUUACUCCUGAUUCGGGAACCUCACUCGGCGCUGGCACCAUCGCCGGCAUCGCCGUGGGAUGCGCUGCCGUCGUCGCCAUUCUGGCCUUGAUCUUCUGGCUCGCCUACCGUCGCAAGAAGCAAAGGCAGGAAAAGGCCGCCGAGGAUGCUGCCGCGGACGCUGCUGCCGCCGCCGCCGCCGCCGCCGCCGCCGAUGAAGAAGCAAGACUCACGGAGGAGGAGAAAGCGCAAAACGAGAUGGAUGCCGGUGCAGACGGCCAUGUGCAUGGCGGCACGGGCGUCGGGAACAAGACGGAGCUGGAGGGCGAGGGUACCAGGCACGAGAUGCAGGGGUCGGGAACAGCCGAGGCCGAGCUGUACGGCGUCGAGGCCCGCAAAUUCGCAGAGAUGGAGGCGCAGGUCACUCCGGUCUUUGAGAUGCCGGCCAACGAAGAUGUCACCCUGCCAGAACUGGAGACGCCCGAUGAAGGCGCCUUGUCACGGUCGAGGGCGCAGACGCCGCAUGCGGAGCUGGAAGCACCACACGAGUCGAGAUUAGCGGUAAUGCGGGAGAGAGAGAGGCAGCAGCAGCAGCAGAACCUUGAGGAAAGCUGA
Molecule: messenger RNA, 1812 nt
Organism: Diplodia corticola
Lineage: Eukaryota; Fungi; Ascomycota; Dothideomycetes; Botryosphaeriales; Botryosphaeriaceae
Product: acid protease
Exons: 2
Coding region: 1-1812 (603 amino acids)
Biological process (GO): proteolysis
Cellular component (GO): fungal-type vacuole
Molecular function (GO): aspartic-type endopeptidase activity
Source: RefSeq, a predicted model, not a curated record